AUGUCCGCUCCAACACCCGACCACCUGCACAACCACAACACCAACGAAGACUCCGACAUCGACCCCCUCGCCACCUUCCUGGCCAAUCACACACCGACCACCCCAAAACUCUCCACAACCAGCACCAGCAAACCGCAACGCAAACACCAAGUCCGCCCCAAACCAACCCUCUACUACCAAACAAACGCCACGCACAAACUGCGUGCCCUCGACAAACUCUCCCCAGAUCAGAAACCUGCAGGCCUGCAAAGCCUGAUAGUCGAUAUUCGCUCCCUGAUCGCGCAAAGCUGGAAAGUGCUGGAAGUGUACUACGAGCCUGAGUACACGCACCGCGCCGCCCACGACGCGAACGAGGUCCAAUUGGAGAAGGUGAUGACGGGCGUUAGCAUGCUAGUGCGGAGCAAGUGGGAAGUCGUCUGGCAUCUCACAAACAUGGCCUCGCAAUACGCCGACUACUGUCAAGAAGCAAAAGACGACGGGGUGGACAUCGUAACGGAGAAAGCAGAUGAGGUUUUGCUGGGCUUUACGCGGGAUGUUCUCGCUGCCGGAGGGGCGGCGGGGGUGGGCAUUCGCGGGGCGAAAGUGGCUGUUGUGAGGGAUUGGGAGGUGGAGGGGGUGAGGUUUUUACUGGAAGCGGAGGAUUUGGGGACGGAGGAGACCGUUGCCAAGAAGCCCGAUGGUGAGGAGGAUAGUGGGGAUGAGGUGUCGGAGAGCUCUUCGAGCGAGGAGGAGGAUGAGCCCGAUGUGCAGGUGGUGGAUCCUGUGUUUCGUCUCUAG
Neohortaea acidophila is the source of this 777-nucleotide messenger RNA. RefSeq lists its product as uncharacterized. The record is from RefSeq and is a predicted model, not a curated record. The transcript has a single exon. The coding region runs from base 1 to 777 and encodes 258 amino acids. Lineage: Eukaryota; Fungi; Ascomycota; Dothideomycetes; Mycosphaerellales; Teratosphaeriaceae.